Molecule: messenger RNA, 2075 nt
Organism: Closterium sp. Naga37s-1
Lineage: Eukaryota; Viridiplantae; Streptophyta; Zygnematophyceae; Desmidiales; Closteriaceae
Source: the annotation of a GenBank genome assembly
AUUCGCACCUAAUGGCAGGCGCUGGGCAAGCACAUUCAGCGUCGCCGCCGGAUCCUCGGUUCACAAUUGACGACGUCGCAGAGACUCACGACGACCACGACGACGUUGGCAAUGUCGCACACGAAGUGGUCAUUGUCGCGAACGGAUUCCGAUCCGGCGACUCAUCGUGGCCGCAGGCGAAGUCGUCGUCUUCGCCACUCUCCACCACGAUCAUGCGCCAAGCGAAGUUGGAAGCUCAGGACGAUCUCGACGCUAACAACGAGUUCGACAAUAGAGAGGACGGCUUGGAGGAUCGGGAGCCGAUGCUCAAAUCGCCAGCAGGAGCAGCCUCCGGAAAGCUUAAACCGUUCAGCUUGGAAACGCCAGCGCACGGCGGCGGAGGGGGAGGCCACCACGGCUCAGGCGGCGGCCAUGGAUUCGCAGGAGCUACAGUAUCAAGCGGGAUUUUUAAUCUCUCCACGUCGAUAAUCGGAGCAGGCAUUAUGGGUCUACCAGCCACUCUCAACGUCCUUGGCUUGCCGCUCGGAGUGCUGCUACUUGUAGCGAUGGGGCUUCUAACGGAGCUGUCGAUUGAGGUGCUGGUGAACGCAUCGGCGGUGCGGCGAAUCUGGACAUACAGCGGGCUGGUGGUGGAGGACUGCGGGCAGCGGUCGCGGCUGGUGCUGGAUCUGGCCGUGCUGGUUAACAACGUGGGCAUGUGCACCGUGUACCUCAUCAUCGUUGCGGACGUGGUGGCGGGCACAUCAGCGCAGCACGUGGUGGCAUCCCCAGUGGACGCCAUGCGGGAGGCAUCACUGCACGAGGGGCUGCUGGCGGAGUGGGGGCUCGUGGCGGGGGCGUGGUGGCCCAUGCGCCCCAUCGUCAUCAUCUCCACCAUGCUGCUCGUACUCGCUCCCCUUGUGGCGCUCAAACACGUUGACUCCCUGCACUACACGUCAGCGCUGUCCAUAGCGCUGGCGGUGGUGUUUGUGGUGAUCACAGUGGCCGUGGCAGCAGUGCAGUGGGUGCAGGGGCGCAUCCAGCCGCCGCGCAUGCUGCCCGCCUGCUCCUCGCUCAAAGACCUCUCUGGCCUCUUCUCCGUCAUGCCGGUGCGUGCGUGCACGUGGGGGAGUGUCAGGGAGCCUGGGGAAGUGUGGGGGAGUGGGACCAACAAAGGCAUGCUGAGGGAGUGUGAGGGAGUAUGGGCCACACCCUUCUUCCACUUCUUCCCCCCCUGCCGUUACCCUCCCUCCCCCCUCGUUUUUCUCUCGCGCUGGCCCCGUUAUGGCAACGGCAUACGCGUGCCACUACAAUGCUACAGGACGGCACCGCAAUCUCAAGGGCGGCACAGCAGCAACCAUGUUCCGCGUCACGCGCUCCUCCCCUCCUCUUCCCAUUCCCCCUCCUCCCCUCCUCACCUUCUUCCCCUCCUCUCCCUCCCCCACUCCCCCCCUCCAGUGCACUCCAUCUUCGUGGAGCUUAAGGACCGCACAGCAGCAACCAUGCUGCGAGUGACCCGCUCCUCGCUUCUCCUCUGCACCACAGUCUACGUCCUCACAUCCGUCUCCGCCUUCCUCCUCUUCGGCUCUAGCACUGCUUCAGACGUGCUAAUCAACUUCGACCGGGAUCUAGGCCUGCCGCUCUCCUCUCUCAUUAACGACACAGUCCGAGUCACCUACGUCCUCCACAUAGUCUUUGUAUUCCCGGUGAUUUUUUACUCGCUGAGAAUAAUCGCGGAUGAUUUGAUUUUCCCCGGGGCGGAGAAGCCGCUACUGGAGGAUGAUAGGAGGUUUGCGGUGGUGACGGUGGGGGGGAUGGUGCUGGUGGGGGUGGGGGCGGUGAUGGUGCCGAAUAUCGGCCUGGCGUUUGAUAUCACAGGGGCUACUGCAACGAUGCUGCUUGCCUUUGUCUUCCCGGCGCUGCUAACUCUCAAGUAUGGCCGUUGCCAUUCGUCUUGCCAUCUUACUGCCUGCCAUCACCUUUGCCAUUGCAUAUUUCCAUCGCUCCUUCCUUGCCAUGUCACCACCUCAUUACUCCUCCCCAUCGCACUGUCCCAUCACCCGCCCAUCACCCUACCUGGCCAUUGUGUGCCGUAA